AACACAUCGCUUUGUGACUUUGCUGUUGACCUGUGUGGGCCCAUUUUGACUAUUCGUUGUUGUGUUGUGUGUCGUGUUUUGUUAAGUGUGAAUUAAACGAACGGUGAAAAUGGCCACAGAAGUCGAAAAUAACGUACCGCCGUCCGAACCCAAAGAAAUCAAAGAAGAAACGGCGGCAGAAAGCAAAGCGGAGGAGGCGGCCGGUAAACAAGAAAAUGCCGGCGACGCGCCUGUUGUCAAAGAAAAAACACCCGCUCCUCCGAAACCUACUGUACACAAGGCCAAUUUUGAUAAAGAUAUCGUUUAUUUGUACCAAUUUUCACGCACCCCCUUGCUGCCAUCGUUGUCGCCCUAUUGUUUGAAAGUGGAAACCUGGUUGAGACUGGCUGGCGUCAAAUAUGAGAAUGUCGAUCACAAGAUGAAGUACCGCUCGAAGAAGGGCCAGCUGCCCUUCGUCGAGGUCAACGGCGAGGAGAUCGCCGACAGCGCCAUCAUCAUCAGGGAGCUGGCGCAGAAGUUCAAUCACGACCUCGACGCUUGGCUGACGCCCGAACAGCGCAACGUCGCUCACGCCACCAUACUCAUGAUCGAGAACCAUCUGGCGUGGGUGGUGAUGUGGUGGCGCACCAAGUACCCGGACCAGGUGCUCAAAGGGUACAAGGUCAAUUUGCAGCACGCGCUCGGCACCAGGAUACCGAACGGCAUCUUGAAUUUCUUCUUCAAGUUCGCCUUCGGAAGGAAGUGGUUCCAGGGUACGAAGAAGGUCAAAGCCCAAGGGAUGGGUGUGCAUUCGGCAGAGGAGAUCAACGACUUCGGCCAGCAGGAUCUCAAAGUGCUCUCCGACAUGUUGGCUGACAAGCCGUUCUUCUUCGGCGACGAACCAACAAACCUGGACAUCGUGGUGUUCGCCCACCUCGCCCAAAUCUACUUCAUCGACAAGGAGGUCAGCUACCCUUUGAGGGACUUUAUGACCGAGUCCUGUCCGAACCUCGUCGGUCUUGUCAAUCGCACGAAGGAGCGUUGCUUUGCCGACUGGGACGACAUCUGCGCGACCUUGGACCUCAACUCGCAUCUACCCAAGCCUGCGCCGGAGGAGGGAAAAGAGGACAAGGAGGCGGGGAAGGACGAGAAGGAGAGCGGGGAUAAGGAGAAGGAGCCCGAAGACAAGGAUUUGGAGAAGGAGAAGGCUGACGAGAAGGAGAAGGACAAAAUCACAGAAGAAAAUAAAGAAAAGGAGAGCAAAUAAAAGUGUUCUCUUCAUCUCCACUGAUUAUAUACAUUGGUGUUUUCCAUCUUUCAGUUUUCUUUCAUUAAUUUUUAUUUUAUAACUUCAUCUAUAAACUAUGUGCAACAAUCUAGUUUGUAAGUUUCCCCUCUGUUCUUCUAUGGAAAUAUAUUUGAAAUACUCGUAAUUGACAAAACUAUUAUAGCUUUUUUUAUGAGAUAUAGAGGACACUUUUAUUCAUCAUAAAUAUAUUCAUUAUUGAUAGAUAAGGUUAUUGUUUGUAUAAAUAAUUUAAGAUUUUUUUUAUUGUAAGCAAUUGUAGUUCGUAUCAUAGACUUUGGUGGGCAAAGACUAAUUUUGCCAUCAAUUCCAUCAGCAUUGGUGAAUCUCGUCUUUCAGCCUCUCAUUGGUCAUUCAUGUUAGUGCAGUAUCAGUGUAUGAAAAUAAUGUGUACCACAUAAGAAAAAAAAUGUAUUCAUCGUGUUCAUUCCAUUUAACAUUGCGUCACUAAAUUUUUCAUCUAGUUUCUUAAUGGAAUUCAUUAUAGAUUUUUGUAUUUUUUUAUGGAAUUAUUAAUUUUAAGAUUAAACGCUGAAUUUUUCGGACCACUUCAAUAACUACAUGUGAAAUUUUCAUAUUUGUGGAGCUCAAUAGAUAGACGUCUUUGAAAUUUUAGUUAUUUUAUCAGUUAGAUUUUACUGCAACUGUGUUGUAUGACCUAUUACAAUUUGAUUAAAUUGGUAUUUUAA
Molecule: messenger RNA, 1974 nt
Organism: Phaedon cochleariae (mustard beetle)
Lineage: Eukaryota; Metazoa; Arthropoda; Insecta; Coleoptera; Chrysomelidae
Source: the annotation of a GenBank genome assembly